AUGAAAGAACAUCUGGAUAAUCAGGAACAUCUGGCUCAUCUGGAUAAUCAGGGACAUCUGGAUCAUCUGGAUAAUCAGGAACAUCUGGAUAAUCAGGAACAUCUGGCUCAUCUGGAUAAUCAGGAACAUCUGGAUCAUCUAGAUAAUCUGGAACAUCUGGAUAAUCAGGAACAUCUGGCUCAUCUGGAUAAUCAGGAACAUCUGGAUCAUCUGGAUCAUCUGGAUAAUCAGGAACAUCUGGAUCAUCUGGAUAAUCAGGAACAUCUCGAUCAUCUAGAUAAUCAGGAACAUCUGGAUAAUCAGGAACAUCUGGCUCAUCUGGAUAAUCAGGAACAUCUGGAUCAUCUGGAUAAUCAGGAACAUCUGGAUCAUCUGGAUAAUCUGGCUCAUCUGGAUAAUCAGGAACAUCUGGAUCAUCUGGAUAAUCAGGAACAUCUGGAUCAUCUGGAUAAUCAGGAACAUCUGGAUAAUCAGGAACAUCUGGAACAUCUGGAUAAUCAGGAACAUCUGGAUCAUCUGGAUAAUCAGGAACAUCUGGAUAAUCAGGAACAUCUGGAACAUCUGGAUAAUCAGGAACAUCUGGAUCAUCUGGAUAAUCAGGAACAUCUGGAUCAUCUGGAUAAUCAGGAUCAUCUGGAUCAUCUGGAUAAUCAGGAUCAUCUGGAUAAUCAGUAACAUCUGGAUCAUCUGGAUAAUCAGGAACAUCUGGAUCAUCUGGAUAAUCAGGAACAUCUGGAUCAUCUGGAUAAUCAGGAUCAUCUGGAUAAUCAGUAACAUCUGGAUCAUCUGGAUAAUCAGGAACAUCUGGAUAAUCAGGAACAUCUGGAACAUCUGGAUAAUCAGGAACAUCUGGAUCAUCUGGAUAAUCAGGAACAUCUUGAUCAUCUGGAUAAUCUGGCUCAUCUGGAUAAUCAGGAACAUCUGGAUCAUCUGGAUAAUCAGGAACAUCUGGAUCAUCUGGAUAAUCAGGAACAUCUGGAUAAUCAGGAACAUCUGGAACAUCUGGAUAAUCAGGAACAUCUGGAACAUCUGCAGCAGUUUACAAGCAGUCGAUGGAUCUGA
Molecule: messenger RNA, 1062 nt
Organism: Labrus mixtus (cuckoo wrasse)
Lineage: Eukaryota; Metazoa; Chordata; Actinopteri; Labriformes; Labridae
Product: involucrin-like
Exons: 2
Source: RefSeq, a predicted model, not a curated record